UUCUUCAAUAUUAUAUAUGUGGUCCCGAGGAUUGAGAAAUUUAAUAAAAAAUUAAAAAAAAAAUAUAUCAGCUUUUUCACAAAUAGCAAAUUGGUGAUAUCAUUCAAAAGUGUUGGGACGUUUGAUAAGACGUUGUAGUUGUAUUGCUCAACUGUGAGUCAAUAAAUAACAUUCAUCUCUUUCAUUGAAGCUGCGAAAUAAUUAAAACAUUGUCAUUUCAAGAUGACUGCAACGAUUGUGAAGGUUUUAAGAAAAACGAGAAUAAUGAAUAUGGUCAUCCCCAUAACAUUUUUCACGUCGGGUCUAUUUAUAAAUUUAGCACAAUUACUUUUGACAUUAUUUAUAAAGCCUAUAAAUAAACGCCUCUGCCGAAAAAUCAUGUACUACCUCUGCUAUUCACUAUAUUCACAAUUGGUUUUUGUUGCGGAUUGGUGGUCGAGUAGUACAAUGAAAGUAUAUAUGGAUGCCGAAGAUGAGAAAAAAUAUGCUGGCAAUGAGCAUGUACUUCUUGUAAUGAACCAUAGCUAUGAAAUUGAUUGGCUAGCUGGUUGGAUGUUUACAGAAAAGGUCGGUGUGUUGGGCAAUUGUAAAGCGUAUGCAAAAAAAGUUAUUUCAUAUGUGCCAGUAAUUGGUUGGGCGUGGAAAUUCGCAGAAUUUGUAUUUUUAGAACGCUCUUUUGAUAAAGAUAAAGAAAUCAUAUCGCGACAAAUUAAAGAAGUAUAUGAUUAUCCCGAUCCAACGUGGUUACUUUUAAGUGCUGAAGGCACACGGUUUACACCUAAAAAACAUGAGGCCUCUGUUAAAUUCGCAAUAAAUCGUGGCAUGCCAGUGUUAAAACAUCAUUUAAUACCACGCACAAAAGGUUUCACUGCCAGUUUAGAAAGUUUACGCAAUGGUUGUCCUGCAAUUUAUGAUAUUAAUCUGGUAUUUAAAAAGGAUGCAAAAGUUUCUCCUACUAUGUCAAGCCUUUUAAAUGGUCAAUCUGUAGAAGGAUAUAUGUUUGUUCGCCGCCUUCCAGUAAAAGAUAUACCUGUUGGUGAGGAACAAUCAGCAGAAUGGCUACAAAAUCUUUACAGAGAAAAGGAUAAAAUUCUAGAUAGUUUUCACACAACUGGUAGCUUCUUCAAAACAUCAGGUUUCAAGGAAACUGAAUUUAAAUACUAUAAACGAAGACUCAGUACUUUGCUUAAUUUUGUUGGUUGGGCGAUUGUAUCUAUGUAUUUGGUGAUACAUUAUAUUGUUACAGCACUGUUAUUGAAGAACUGGAUUGGAUUAUCAGUUGUAUUUGGCAUACUAUUAAUAUUUUAUUUACUUAUGGAGAAAGCGAUCAAUAUGUCGAAGAUGAGCAAAGCAUCAAAUUAUGGCGCUGAAGCUAAAACGAACUCAAACUAAAUAUGAACUGAUGCGCACAAUAAUGUUUACAUUGUACCCUUUGCAUGUGCCACUAAUUUGUAUCGCACCACACAAUGUAUCAUGCAAAUCACACAAUAUUAAAAA
Teleopsis dalmanni is the source of this 1497-nucleotide messenger RNA. Its product is annotated as 1-acyl-sn-glycerol-3-phosphate acyltransferase delta-like. Gene Ontology annotation, cellular component: endomembrane system. The record is from RefSeq and is a predicted model, not a curated record. The coding region runs from base 223 to 1392 and encodes 389 amino acids. Gene Ontology annotation, molecular function: 1-acylglycerol-3-phosphate O-acyltransferase activity. The transcript is spliced from 5 exons. NCBI's taxonomy places the organism in Eukaryota, Metazoa, Arthropoda, Insecta, Diptera, Diopsidae.